CGCGGCCGCCAGAGCCGGCGCAGGGGAAGCGCCCGGGGCCCCGGGUGCAGCAGCGGCCGCCGCCUCCCGCGCCUCCCCGGCCCGCAGCCCGCAGCCCGCGGUCCCGCGGCCCCGGGGCCGGUACCUCUCCGGCUCCGGCUCCCCGCGCGCAAGAUGGCUGACCCGGCUGCGGGGCCGCCGCCGAGUGAGGGUGAGGAGAGCACCGUGCGCUUCGCCCGCAAAGGCGCCCUCCGGCAGAAGAAUGUGCACGAGGUCAAGAACCACAAAUUCACCGCCCGCUUCUUCAAGCAGCCCACCUUCUGCAGCCACUGCACCGACUUCAUCUGGGGCUUCGGGAAGCAGGGAUUCCAGUGCCAAGUUUGCUGCUUUGUGGUGCACAAGAGGUGCCAUGAAUUUGUCACAUUCUCCUGCCCCGGUGCUGACAAGGGUCCGGCCUCUGAUGAUCCCCGGAGCAAACACAAGUUUAAGAUCCACACGUACUCCAGCCCCACGUUUUGUGACCAUUGUGGGUCGCUGCUGUAUGGACUCAUCCACCAGGGGAUGAAAUGUGACACCUGUAUGAUGAACGUGCACAAGCGCUGCGUGAUGAACGUCCCCAGCCUGUGCGGCACGGACCACACGGAGCGCCGCGGCCGCAUCUACAUCCAGGCCCACAUCGACAGAGACGUCCUCAUUGUCCUCGUAAGAGAUGCUAAAAACCUUGUACCUAUGGACCCCAAUGGCUUGUCAGAUCCCUACGUAAAACUGAAACUGAUUCCUGAUCCUAAAAGUGAGAGCAAACAGAAGACCAAAACCAUCAAAUGCUCCCUCAACCCCGAGUGGAAUGAGACAUUUAGAUUUCAGCUGAAAGAAUCAGACAAAGACAGAAGACUGUCAGUAGAGAUUUGGGAUUGGGAUUUGACCAGCAGGAAUGACUUCAUGGGAUCUUUGUCCUUUGGGAUUUCUGAACUGCAGAAAGCCAGUGUUGAUGGCUGGUUUAAGUUACUGAGCCAGGAAGAAGGCGAGUACUUCAACGUGCCUGUCCCACCAGAAGGAAGUGAGGGCAAUGAAGAGCUGCGGCAGAAAUUUGAGAGGGCCAAGAUCAGUCAGGGAACCAAGGUCCCAGAAGAAAAGACGACCAACACUGUCUCCAAAUUUGACAACAAUGGCAACAGAGACCGGAUGAAACUGACCGAUUUUAACUUCCUAAUGGUGCUGGGGAAAGGCAGCUUUGGCAAGGUCAUGCUCUCAGAGCGAAAAGGCACAGAUGAGCUCUAUGCUGUGAAGAUCCUGAAGAAGGACGUCGUAAUCCAAGAUGAUGACGUGGAGUGCACCAUGGUGGAGAAGCGGGUGCUGGCCCUGCCCGGGAAGCCACCCUUCCUGACCCAGCUCCACUCCUGCUUCCAGACUAUGGACCGCCUGUACUUUGUGAUGGAGUACGUGAAUGGGGGUGACCUCAUGUAUCACAUCCAGCAAGUCGGCCGGUUCAAGGAGCCCCAUGCUGUAUUUUACGCUGCAGAAAUUGCUAUCGGUCUGUUCUUCUUACAGAGUAAGGGCAUCAUUUACCGUGACCUAAAACUUGACAACGUGAUGCUGGAUUCUGAGGGGCACAUCAAGAUUGCUGAUUUUGGCAUGUGUAAGGAAAACAUCUGGGAUGGGGUGACAACCAAGACAUUCUGCGGCACUCCAGACUACAUCGCCCCCGAGAUAAUUGCUUAUCAGCCCUAUGGGAAGUCCGUGGAUUGGUGGGCAUUUGGAGUCCUGCUGUAUGAAAUGUUGGCUGGGCAGGCACCCUUUGAAGGGGAAGAUGAAGAUGAGCUCUUCCAGUCCAUCAUGGAACACAAUGUAGCCUAUCCCAAGUCUAUGUCCAAGGAAGCUGUGGCCAUCUGCAAAGGGCUGAUGACCAAACACCCGGGCAAACGUCUGGGUUGCGGACCUGAAGGCGAACGUGAUAUCAAAGAGCAUGCAUUUUUCCGGUAUAUCGAUUGGGAGAAACUUGAACGCAAAGAGAUCCAGCCCCCAUAUAAGCCAAAAGCUUGUGGGCGAAAUGCUGAAAACUUCGACCGAUUUUUCACCCGCCAUCCACCAGUCCUAACACCUCCCGACCAGGAAGUCAUCAGGAAUAUUGACCAAUCAGAAUUCGAAGGAUUUUCCUUUGUUAACUCUGAAUUUUUAAAACCCGAAGUCAAGAGCUAAGUAGAUGUGUAGAUCUCCGUCCUUCAUUUCUGUCAUUCAAGCUCAAUGCCUAUUGUGGUGACAUUUUUAUGUUUUUCAUUGCCAAGUUGCAUCCAUGUUUGGUUUUCUGACGAGACUAGAGUGAUGGUGUUUCAGAACCCAAAUGUCCUCAGGUAGUUUGGAAGCAUCUCUGUGAGAUGGGAUUAUGCAGAUGGCCUAUGGAAAAUGCAGCUGCAUAAUUAACACAUUAUUGAAGUCCUCUUACAAUUUAUUUUCCGCAGCAUGUCAGCUAAGUAGACCCAAUGGGGAGAGAAAAUGCCUGCUUUCUCUCCCUCUUUUUCUGCACUGCCAUAUUCACCCCCAACCAUCCAAUCUGUGGAUAAUUGGAUGUUAGCAGUACUCUUCUACUUCCGGGCCUGGAGCUUGGCUUGUAUCCAAGUGUAUGGUUGCUUUGCCUAAGAGGAAUCCCUCUAUUUCACCUGUUCUGGAGGCACCAGACCUUGAAAAGAACGUGCUCAAAAUAAAAUGUUAUUUGUCUGGUUUUUUUUUUUUUUUUUCUUUUAACUCAAAGUUAAGAUGAUCGGAGUUCUUCAAAAAUUCCAAGAAUGUGCUUUUAGACGGUCUCAAUCCAAAAGCACUUCAAGGGGUCAAAGGGCAACGAGUGUGGGUGCUACCUCAAUGUUGUCGUUUCUGAUACUUUAUGUCUUUGAUCACUCUCAUCCCCAAACUACUUGAAAAGGGCAUUUGGCACCACUCCCUGAAACAACAGUCACUCUAGCAAGGCCCCCAGAGGGCCCUGGUUUUACAUUACAUUUCAAACUUUAUUUGCUUUGGGGUUUUGUUUCUGUUGUUGUUCAAAUGCAAACAAACAAACAAACAAACAAAAACAAAGGUGACUCACAACGUUACACAUGCUUUAAAAUAUAUGUUCAGAUGUUAUUAACCACAAUGACGACCUGCUUUGAUUUAACCAAGAAGAUGGCUGUGGAGCCUAGCAGACUCCUGUCUGUGGGAAUGGGGUUUGUCUAGGUUUGUGGCUGGCUUUAGAAAGUUAAUUACGUGCUCUGAAAAAGACACCGUUUCUUGAAGCAAAGAUGGUUGUAUUCCUCACUUUGAUGUUGUUUUGCAAGAUGUUUGUGGAAAUGUUCAUUUGUAUCUGGAUCUCUGUUAUGUGCCAUUUUUCUUCUAGCUUCAAGAUACAAUAAAAAAAAAAAGAAGAAGAAAUAAUAUUUCAAGGAACACUGAUCUUUUUGAAAAACAUGGACCUAAACUACAAAGUGGGAACCGAGACGGGAACUCAGGAAAAAGGAACUAACUGUGGAGCUUUAAUCUUGGCCCCAGUGUUCAGCCACUCAGCGAGGCAGGGACUGUGGCCCAUUCAGGGACUGUUGGUGGCCUAUAGUGGGGUGGGAUGACCUGGCCAGAGCCACCAAGGAUAUUGGAGCCCAAAGUCAAGUUUACAGACCAGCUGGGAAUGUGAACAGGGCUCUUAAUUUUCUUAUCAAAAUCACCACUCCUCCCAGCUUGGACUAAAUAUUCUUUCUAGCGAGCAGCUUUGUGAGCUCCCUGAAGUCCAAGGAAACCCUGGGGUGGGAGAAAUUUCAUUUCUGUCUGAGCGGAUUAAGACAGCAGGUGACUCCUCCUCCUUGCCUGCUGUGUCCUGCUAUUCUCAGGCAGCUCUAAAGAGAAUUCUUAUCACAGUCCAAGUGAUUUCCAGAAGUUUCAGGGCUUCUGAGAGACCAUCAAGGGAACUUUAACGACUUGACAAAUGUCCUUGAAGUCAGACGUCUCAUCUUUAAGGAAAGUGGGGUUUGGAUUUCUGUUUAGCCAAAGUCUCCUGCGGUUCAUCCUUGUGUGACCUCUUCUUGCUUCAGGCUUGGGGACCGUCCCUGCUAUGCCCAUUGUGGUGGUAAUUGGGACCUAAGAUGAAGCAAACUUGAAGUUCUAAUGGACAAGUUUAGGCAGUUAGAGAAGGAGGGAAACGGAGCAAAGCCCCCUCACUUUAUUGUUGAGAAACCGGCAUCUGGAGAGAGGAAGGAACUUGCCCAACUUCAAUCAGCUGGGAUAAAAACCUGGGUGUCCUGAUCCUCAGUGCAGGGCAGUUUCUGCUCUGUAACAAGGCAACAGGCAUCUCUGAGCGAGGCCCACAGACAGGCAAGAUGUGAGGUCCCUCAUCUGGUUGUUGGGUCAUGAUCUGAUUUUGCCUGGACAUGCUCUCAGGAAGACAAAACCAUGGAGAAACACUAGGCCAUUGAUGAAUGAUCCCAGACAACUUUAGAAAACAAUGUAGGAUAGAUGGAAAGAGAAAGAAAGAAA
Messenger RNA from Saimiri boliviensis boliviensis (Bolivian squirrel monkey), 4470 nucleotides. RefSeq names its product protein kinase C beta (gene PRKCB). Gene Ontology annotation, molecular function: ATP binding; zinc ion binding; diacylglycerol-dependent serine/threonine kinase activity. The record is from RefSeq and is a predicted model, not a curated record. NCBI's taxonomy places the organism in Eukaryota, Metazoa, Chordata, Mammalia, Primates, Cebidae. Gene Ontology annotation, biological process: protein phosphorylation.